UCUAUAUGUAUGUUUGCAGGGCUUACAAUAGCAGGUGAGGCUUUUGUUGUAAAGUGCCCUGUGCGUGACACUGCGGUCUGGCAGUGUGGUGAUAAAACCAUCUCUACAGACAAAAGGGCCCGAAUACAUGCUUCUGGGAACGAGCUUUGGUUUCUGCCUGCAUCCAUUGAGGACAAUGGAAAUUACACAUGCAUCCAUCCUGAGUAUGCUCCUAAAACGAUGAGUGUCAUAAUAAAUCCAAAUAUAGAAGGCACUUGUUAUUAUGAAGAUGCCCUUUAUUUCGAAACAACUGGAAGCCCUGGAUCUGCUAAAAUAUUCUGCCCUUCUUAUAUUGACUAUGAGAACGCAUCUGAUACGAAGUGGUUCAAGGACUGUAAACUCCUUCAUGGAGCAAGGUACAAAGCGGUUAAAGGUGUCCUUUACAUUUCCGAUGCAAUUGAAAGUGACAGUGGAUACUAUACUUGCCAGUUUACAUACAACCAUGGUGGAAGAGCAUUUCCAGUAACUGCAACAACACCUUUUACAAUUACAGAUUCCUUUUUACUGACAUCUCCUAAAGUUUUAUAUCCAAAGGAUGGUGAUGUUAUAGAAGCAGAGAUUGGUUCUCCUGCACAACUUUUAUGUAAGGCAUGGCUGGGCCACGGAAAGCAAGGCAUAGCCAUAAGCUCUUGGGAAUUCGAUGAAGCAGACGAUUCAAACCGCUUUGUUAAAUCCAAUAAAUCGUAUAUGGUACCUGGCGAAGGACAGUUUGCAGAGGCUGAAUUAAGCAUCACAGAAGUGAGGGAAGAAGACCUCAGCUUAACCUUUAGAUGUGUUGUGGCCAAUGAUCUGGAGUACGAAACAACAGAAGUGACACUGGUGCCCAAAGGGGCAGGUGAAGGUCAUAGCAACACCUACGUGAUUGUGGCGUUUGCUAUUUUAGUAGGUCUUACAAUGAUCUUGGUGAUGGUUUACCAUGUUUUUCGUGUUGACAUUGUCUUAUGCGUCCGAAGGAUAUUUAACUGCAAUAAAUCCAGGGAUGAUGGGAAAGUACAUGAUGCAUAUGUUAUCUAUCCCAUAAAUGACACUUAUGAAAAUAAUUUUAUGGGCUCUUUCGUUCAUCAGAUUCUACCGGAGGUUUUAGAAAAACAAUGCGGGUAUAGAUUGUGCAUUUAUGGGAGAGACGUGUUGCCUGGAGAAGAUGCUAUUAGCGCAAUUGAAAGUAGAAUGCGAAAGAGCAGAAGACUGAUAAUCCUUCUAACAGAAUGGCUGGCCAAGAGUGAACAUUUUGCAUACGAGCAUCAGAUCGCAUUCUACAAUGUCCUCAUCCAAAAUAACGUGAAAGUGAUUCUGCUGGAAAUGGAGGAAAUUGGGGACUACGAACGGCUGCAGGAGUCUCUCAGGCACCUGAUUCACCAGCAAGGAACUAUAAAAUGGAGAGCAAAAUACAUGGCCUCUCCAUCCUCACCCAACACUACCUUUUGGAAGCACGUGGAAUACCAAAUGCCAUGGAGGCGUCGUUUAAAAAAGCCAACCACAGUGAAUCCUGCAUAUGAUUUGCUGUAAAUAAGCCCGCAAAAGCGAC
Lacerta agilis (Sand lizard) is the source of this 1564-nucleotide messenger RNA. It is a transcript of the gene IL33R, whose product is annotated as interleukin 1 receptor like 1. Gene Ontology annotation, biological process: signal transduction. Bases 10 to 1545 code for a protein of 511 amino acids. Lineage: Eukaryota; Metazoa; Chordata; Lepidosauria; Squamata; Lacertidae. The record is from RefSeq and is a predicted model, not a curated record. Gene Ontology annotation, molecular function: interleukin-1 receptor activity; interleukin-33 binding; interleukin-33 receptor activity. The transcript has 9 exons.